UUUUAAAAGUUAUUCCAUCAUGAGGUCGGGCCUGAAAAUUGUCGUUAUUUUAACCAUUCUGUGCUUAAUCAUCUUAAAACCCAGUGGUCCAGUCGUCUUCAAACUGACAAAUGUCAUUUGUGGCAGCUAUAAUAAAACCUGGGUUAUCAUAAAUCAAUGCCGAUUGAAGGCGAUCAAUCGCCAUAGGACCGUGUUCAAUUUCAAUGCCACCCUCCUCCAUCCAACUAGUAAUAUCAAUGUUCACUACCAAAUGUUUCAAAGGGCGAAUGGCUAUAAGCCCUGGCUUAUAAAUUCAAAGAUCGAUGGAUGUCGGUUUCUUCGAAAGCCCUAUGAUGCCCUUGGAAUAUUUAUGUUUAAUAUUUAUAAGAACUUCACUAAUGUCAACCACACAUGCCCGUUGCAAGGUGAUCUUCUCGUAAAGAACAUGUACUUGACCACAGAUGCUAUGCGACUUCCCCUGCCCACGGGUGAUUAUUUACUGGCCAUUCAUUGGAUAUUUUAUGGAAAACCCCAAUUUGCCACGAAUGUUAGUUUUCAAUUUGUUGAGGACAUAUUGUGACAUGAAAUUUAAAUGC
Molecule: messenger RNA, 575 nt
Organism: Drosophila erecta
Lineage: Eukaryota; Metazoa; Arthropoda; Insecta; Diptera; Drosophilidae
Exons: 3
Coding region: 20-559 (179 amino acids)
Source: RefSeq, a predicted model, not a curated record